CAUCACAUCCCCUCUGUUGUGUGUGAGUGGGGGUUGUUGGCAGGCUGUCAGAUGAGGACGUAGGUUUACAGUUUUAGUAUAUUUCUUCUCAUUUUAUGGCAUGUAGAUAUCAGAAAGAACAGAGUGACAAUGCAGAUCCUCACCCCGCAUGUUUACUGGGCUCAGCGGCACUCAGAGAUCUUCCUCAGGGUGGACCUGAGCGAUGCAAAGGAUCUCGACAUCAGUGUACAAGAAAACAACAUACUUCAGUUCAAAGCACAGGGCCAUGGAGCUAAAGGAGAUAAUGAAUACAAGUUUAGUCUGGAGUUUCGGGAACCUGUUAGAACUGAGAUCAACCAUAAGUCCACCCAGCGUCAGGUGGACAUCAAGAUCAGGAAGCAGGAGGAGCGCUGGUGGGACCGGCUGACUCUGCAGGAGAAGAAGCCUCUGUUUCUGGCUCCAGACUUCGACCGCUGGCUGGACGAGUCGGACGCCGAGAUGGAGCUUCAGGCUAAGGAGGAAGAGAAAAUAAACAAGAUAAGUGUGGAGUCGAGAGUUCGUACAGACCCGUACCUUGGGCUGAAGAGGGGCUACUUGUUUAUGUACAACCUGGUGCAGUUCCUGGGAUUCUCCUGGAUCUUUGUCAACAUGACCGUUCGACUCUUCAUCCUUGGUCAAGACUCGUUCUAUGAUACCUUCCACACCACGGCCGACAUGAUGUAUUUCUGUCAGAUGAUGGCCGUGCUCGAGGUCAUCAACCCCUUGCUGGGUCUGGUUAAGACUGGAUUCUUUCCUGCUAUGAUACAGGUGGCAGGGAGGAACGUCAUUCUGUUUGUGAUCUUCGGCAGUCUGGAGGAGAUGCAGAACAAACCUGUGGUGUUCUUCGUCUUCUACCUGUGGAGCACCAUCGAGAUCUUCAGGUACCCGUUCUACAUGCUGGCUUGCAUCAGCACAGAGUGGAAGCUGUUGACGUGGUUGAGGUACAGCCUCUGGAUCCCUCUGUACCCGCUGGGGGUCUUGGCUGAAGCGGUAGCCGUGAUCCAGUCCCUGGCCAUCUUUGAUGCGACGCGUCUGUUCAGCGUCCCCCUCCCCGCGCUGCUGGGAGGCUCCCUGAGCUUCUCCUACACUCUGCAGAUCUACCUGGUCCUCAUGUUCCUAGGACUCUUCAUCAAUUUCCGGCACCUGUACAAGCAGAGGAGGAGACGAUUCCGCUCGAGGAAAAGGAAAGUCCAAUAACUCAUCAGCCUAUUUUUAAAACACCCUGAACUGCCGUCCUGUUAAAGAUUAAGCAGAAGGUUUAUUUUCCUCAAUUGCCUUUCUCAUCUUCUACACACAUACACUGACCUGAAGGAGGACUUUUCCCCUUAAUCCUCCAAUGGGUGAACUUUCCCCAGACCACAUCCUGUUUAUCCUUCUUUAACAGCUGCACAACACACAUCACCUGAAAAAACUGUACAUCCAGUGCUUUACUACUAGUGUGUUUAUUCUCUUAAAAAAUGUCAUAUUUAUCAAGAUGUUUGUCCACGUCUGCAGUGGGACAUGGAGUCCUAUGUUCCACAGUUAGAGUGGUUAAAGAAAACUCUUUCUGGGAAGGCUCGGGCAGAUUUGCCCUUUUUGUUUUAUUUAUUGCUUUAGGAUUAUUUAUUAAAUGAUGGUCUUUGUUGGAUCAAAACUCAUAAUGUUUUUAGAUAUCUUUUAACCCAUUGAAGAAAAAUCAAUGAUCCAUCAUCGGUGAUGUAAGGUAGAUAAGCUAAAACACCAUGGCGCUUGAGAAAUGGUCAGAUAUGUUUCCAAACACUGAGCCUUGUUUGUCUCAGUCAGUCAUUCACGGCUUUGAAUAUUAAAAAAGCCAUGCAAAUUACUUUUAAGAGGAAUUUUUAUAACUAUCUUUUCAUGAAACACACAAUCCUUCCUAUUGGCCUUUCCACUAGUUUUAUUGGCAACCUAUACAACGAUUAAGCUUCUACUUUGUGACCUACAAGGAGGACAUGGGAUUGACAAAUUAUGAUUGAAGUAUUGUUUGUUGGCUUUUUAUGGUAAACGCUAAAAAAAGCACGCUAAACAUACAAAUGGCAAAAUAGGAAAACGUUUAUUUGAGGAUAGGAAUGGAGGAUGAAGUUGAAGGGCUAAAUAAAAAGGUUAUCUUUUUAUAACUUGACAAAUGCUUUUGGUGCAUUAAUAAAAACUCAGCUGAGUACUUUAUGCAAGUUCUGAAUUGACAGCACCCCCAGAGUCCAGUUUUAUCUUCUUUAAAGCACCAUGUCAACAUUUAAAAAAUGGGCAACAUUGGACACCGGUGGUCAUUUGAAUAAAUCCAACAAUCUGCCAUGUGGACACUGACAUGAAUAGAAGGAACACAACAAGCACACACUGUUUUCUCUGUAAGUAUACACAGUUGAUGUGUGUGUGGUCAGUUUGCCAAUUAAUGCAAAUACAUUUUUCUACCAUCAGAAGCUUACACUACAAUCAUAGAAAUGCAACCUUUUGUUGUUCUUUGAACUGUGGAUGUUUCGGUCAAGUGACAAUUCUCUUAAAUGUGUCUGUUAGGAGAAAAAAAUUAAACUCUUGGCCAGGUCACUUUUGGAAAAGAGAUUUUAAUUUCAAUGAGUCUUUUACCUGGUUAAAUAAAGCAUGAACUCCAGAUGCACCAAACAUCCUUUACAAUCCAAAUCUGCUCUUACCCAGGUGUGACGAAUUACAAAUCCCACUGGAUCUUAAAUUGGAGAAGUGUGUUAGAUGGUUUAUUAUUAGCACUGACGCUUCACACUAAAGAGGGGGCAGGUGUUAUUCUACUGUGAAACUGAGUGAAGAAGCUGAGCACAGGCAAUAUUGUUGAAGGAUAUGACAUCAUCAACAAUGAGCCGUCCACUUCCUGUUCCACCCAAUCUGUUUACCCUUUAGACUUUCCAUUUGUUUUGGAUUUAUUUGUGUUUAUUGAAGUUGUUGAUUUUCAUUUGUUUCAGUUUUUUUGUUAGUUUUUUCGAAUGGUGUUUGGGAAAGAUGUGUACUUGUCAUAAAGCUUGAUUUAGACAUUAUUUGCAUUUCAAAAGUCUUUAGGCAGGGACAUUCAGACUAACGCUGCAUUGUGAUCACAAAUAUGGUUUCCUGCCUAAAAUAAACAUCAGUUUUCUAAUUUUG
Molecule: messenger RNA, 3117 nt
Organism: Notothenia coriiceps (black rockcod)
Lineage: Eukaryota; Metazoa; Chordata; Actinopteri; Perciformes; Nototheniidae
Product: very-long-chain (3R)-3-hydroxyacyl-CoA dehydratase-like
Exons: 11
Coding region: 130-1215 (361 amino acids)
Biological process (GO): sphingolipid biosynthetic process; fatty acid elongation; very long-chain fatty acid biosynthetic process
Cellular component (GO): endoplasmic reticulum membrane
Molecular function (GO): 3-hydroxyacyl-CoA dehydratase activity
Source: RefSeq, a predicted model, not a curated record